Corythoichthys intestinalis (scribbled pipefish) is the source of this 8775-nucleotide messenger RNA. RefSeq names its product glutamate receptor, ionotropic, N-methyl D-aspartate 2A, b (gene grin2ab). The coding region runs from base 752 to 5428 and encodes 1558 amino acids. NCBI's taxonomy places the organism in Eukaryota, Metazoa, Chordata, Actinopteri, Syngnathiformes, Syngnathidae. The transcript has 20 exons. The record is from RefSeq and is a predicted model, not a curated record. Gene Ontology annotation, biological process: monoatomic ion transport; long-term synaptic potentiation; excitatory postsynaptic potential. Gene Ontology annotation, molecular function: NMDA glutamate receptor activity. Gene Ontology annotation, cellular component: NMDA selective glutamate receptor complex; plasma membrane.
UAAUUAACUAGUCUGCUGCUGCUGUGGAAGUGCCUUCAGCCAGCGGUACGUGGGCGGACGGGCGGGCUGCGGGCGAACGAAGCCUCGAAGCGGGGAUCAUUUCCGCGUGCGCAUUCGCAGCUCGAACAACUACCAACUUGGGUGCGCGGUUUUUUUUUUUUUUCUCAAAUUCACCCCCCUCCCCCCUAAAUGUGCAGGAGGAUUAUACGUACGUAUCAAUAUAUAUAUGUGUGUGUGCGUGUCUUGGACUGUGACGGAAUCUCCCUUCCACGCACACAAGCUCUUCAGUCUCCAAGAAUCCACGCGGAGGAGGACAGAAGAGGAGGAGGAAGAAGAGGAGGAGGAGGAGGAGGCUGUCCACGGGCUCUCACACUGCGGAACGCGCUCGGAGCUGCCUGGAGAUCCCCCCCAAAAUAUCAGCGGAUCCUUCCACUGCCUCCGCCGCCUCCCCACGCGCGGAGUGGACAUUUGGCUCCAUCAGGAGGAGGAAUAAGCGCCUGAGCUCCUGGAGGGUGGCCGGAGCCGGUGGGGGUCUUUACGGACACGACAGGUGGAUUAAUCCGAGCGGGUGUCUCUCAUUUCUGGGUGGAGGUGCUUUCGGUACGUGCGUGUUUUCCCCACUUGUUUCCCUCGGAUGGAGGCGCAAUUAAUGGAUUAAUUUGACGGGGGUGGAGGGGGACACUCACGCCUUGGAGGGCACCCGAAUGGAGUAACAGGCUGCAAUGUCAUUUCCAACCGGCCGCCUGGAGAGAUGUGUCACGGGAAUGGGAUCAAGUUGAAACACUUUGGCACCGGGAGGAGGAGGAAGGAGGAGGAUGAGGAGACGAAGAAGAGACGUGAUGGUCGGCCACGACGACGGCGACGCGCGGGUCAGAGAAGCGGCGGCAGCGGAAGCGCGCACGCUCACGGAGUCGCAAGACGAAGGCGCAAAACGCGCCUUGUGACAGCCAAGGGUCCGAUGCGUGCAGCGCUGUGGCUUCUGCUGCUUCUUUGCCAAUUGGCAUCGCCGGCUGCUUCCCAGAAGCCUCCAGGGCUCAGUGUGGGCGUGGUGAUGGGCCAGACCCGACUGGUCCCGGACCAGGAGCUCCGUCCCCCCCGGAGGCCAGACGAUGCCCUGGAUGUAUUGGUGGUGCCCUUAAGGAUCAACCAGACCGACCCAAAGUCUGUCAUCACACAGGUAUGUGAGUUGCUGUCACGGUCUCGCCUCCACGGCAUCGUGUUUGCUGACGGCACCGACCAGGAGGCCAUCGCUCAGAUCCUGGACUUCUUGUCUGUCCAGACCCAACUUCCUGUGCUAGGAGUGCACGGAGGCUCAUCAAUGAUCAUGGCCGACAAGGAUGAGAAGUCAACAUUCUUCCAGUUCGGCGCUGCUCUACAACAGGAGGCGCUCCUUAUGCUGGCCAUCAUGGAGGAGUACGACUGGCACGUCUUCUCCAUUGUCACUUCAAAAUUCCCCGGGUACCAAGACUUCAUCAGCACCCUCAGGGUCACUGUGGACCACAGCUUUGUACGUUGGGACCUCCAGAGUGUGGUGACUCUAGAUGCGGUGGACGGAGACCCCAACUCCAAGUCUCAUAUCGCUCUCAAGAGAAUCCAGAGUCCUGUCAUUCUCCUGUACUGCUCCAAGGACGAAGCUGUCUAUAUUCUGGAGGAAGCGCGCUCACUGGGCCUGAUCGGAGCUGGUUACAUUUGGAUCGUGUCCAGUCUCACAACGGGAAACCCUGACUUUACCCCAGAGGCGUUUCCUCUCGGCAUGAUUUCGGUGUCCUACGAUGACUGGGAAUACCCGCUGGAGACGCGGGUACGGGAUGGUGUGGGCAUCAUCUCGUCAGCCGCCACUGCCAUGCUUCGGGAGAAGGGUGAACUGCCUGAAGCACAGGGUGGCUGCUACAGUACUCCGUCGGACCGCAGCCCGGGAAAGCUACCACCCAGCGCCUUACGCAGACACAUGAUGCACGUGUGGAAUGAUGGCAGAGAUUUGUCCUUCACUCCUGAUGGUUAUCAGGCUAACCCCAAGCUGGUGGUCAUCGUCUUGAACAGCGAGAGGACAUGGGAGAAGAUGGGUCGUUGGGAGAACGGCACACUGUCAUUGAUGUUUCCCGUGUGGCCGCGCUACAACUCACAUGGUGACGAGGAUGCAGAUGAGAACCACCUGUCCAUUGUCACCCUGGAAGAGAAACCCUUUGUCAUUGUGGACAACGUAGACAUCCUCACUGGGACCUGCAUGAGGAACUCAGUACCCUGUCGCAAACACGUCAAAGAUAACAGCACAUCGGGGGGCUCAUACAUCAAGCAGUGCUGCAAGGGCUUUUGCAUCGACAUCCUCAAGAAGAUCGCCCGCAAUGUUAAGUUCACAUACGACCUGUACCUGGUCACCAAUGGCAAGCACGGAAAGAAGAUCAACAACGUCUGGAACGGCAUGGUGGGAGAGGUGGUGUACAAGAAAGCCGCCAUGGCCGUGGGCUCUCUGACUAUCAACGAGGAGAGGUCAGAGGUCAUUGACUUCUCCGUGCCCUUUGUGGAAACGGGCAUUAGCGUCAUGGUGUCACGCAGCAAUGGUACUGUCUCACCUUCAGCCUUCCUUGAGCCCUUCAGCGCAUCUGUUUGGGUGAUGAUGUUUGUGAUGCUGCUCAUCGUAACGGCCAUCGCUGUCUUCCUUUUCGAGUUUGUCUCUCCGCUGGGCUUCAACCGCAAUUUGGCUCAAGGCAAAGAUCCUCAUGGUCCGUCGUUCACCAUCGGCAAGGCCAUUUGGCUGCUGUGGGGUCUGGUCUUCAACAACUCUGUUCCGGUGCAGAACCCCAAAGGCACCACCAGCAAGUUCAUUGUGUCUGUGUGGGCCUUCUUUGCUGUCAUCUUCUUGGCCUCUUACACUGCCAACCUGGCCGCCUUCAUGAUCCAGGAGGAAUUUGUGGACCAGGUCACCGGACUCUCCGACAAGAAGUUUCAGAGUCCCUACUCGUACUCGCCGCCCUUCCGAUUCGGCACUGUGCCCAACGGAAGCACGGAGCGCAACAUCCGCAAAAACUAUCCAGACAUGCACCAGUAUAUGACCAAGUACCACCAGACUGGAGUGCAAGAUGCCCUCGUGAGCCUCAAAACCGGGAAGCUGGAUGCAUUCAUCUACGACGCGGCGGUGCUCAACUACAUGGCUGGCCGAGAUGACGGCUGCAAGCUGGUGACAAUCGGCAGCGGCUACAUCUUUGCCACCACCGGAUACGGCAUCGCGCUGCAGAAGGGCUCCUAUUGGAAGAGGCUGGUGGACCUCGCCAUCCUUGGCAUCAUUGGCGACGGCGAAAUGGAGGAGCUGGAGGCACAGUGGCUGACGGGCAUUUGCCACAAUGAGAAAAACGAGGUGAUGUCUAGUCAACUGGACGUGGACAACAUGGCCGGCGUCUUCUACAUGCUGGCCACCGCCAUGGGUCUUUCCAUCCUCACCUUCAUCUCCGAGCAUCUCUUCUACUGGCGUUUGCGGUACUGCUUCACUGGCGUUUGCUCCGGACGCCCCGGACUGCUCUUUACCAUCAGCAGGGGCAUUUGGAGCUGCAUCCACGGUGUUCACAUCGACAUGAAGAAAAAAGCACCCGAGCUGGACUUCAGCCCUCAGGCCAACAUGCUACACCUGCUCAAAUCGGCCAAAUCCAUCGCUAUGUCGUCGCCCAAACGCAACACAGUGCUGCUGCAGCCCAGCAUCCUCGAUGUCAUGACGGGAAAAGGUAACCCGCUGCACAGCCUCGCUCCAAAGGGUCCUGGUCUCUAUAGCAACGCUGGUGGUCCGCAGGCCUUCCUGUCUCUAUCUGGACGCCACAAGAACCUCCUGAACAAUGCAGCACCCUUUCCGGCUCCACAGAAGGCACCUGGUCACCAGACAAGCCCCACCAACAAGCCGCAGCUGUCUGUCACCAAUGAUAACGGCAAGACCCGCCCUAGCCCUGGAGGCCCACCAUCCAAGCCCCGUGCCCUCUGGAAGAAAAGUGUUGAGACCUUGAAGACGCAGCCCACAGGGGCGGCACCAGGCGGCGGCCCUAGCCCAUCCACGACUGCGGCAGCACCCCCAGCUAUGAAGAGUCAACGCUAUCUCCCGGAGGAACCACCACCCCCGCCCCACUCGGACAUCUCAGAGUGCUCCAGCCGCCCCGCGUCGCACAAAGACUCUGACUCUAUGGUGGCAAGGGGGGGGUUCAAGUCCGUUAACCAUCUUAGGAAACGGGGAGGUGGCGGUGGGGGAGGCAACGGGUCCAAGAUUUACUCCAUCGAUUCAGACCAAGCCAGCCUGCAGUCGGCACCGCCCUACCAGCGUGACAGUCAAGGGGGUAGCGACGAGUGCCCGUACCCACCCGACCUAUUCCCCACUGAUGGCACGUACUCACACAAGAGUGAUGCACCCAUCCUGCAGUUAAGCGCAUCCUUACUGCACCACAGCCACAGCGCAGAGGCAGACCUGCACUCAAUGAAGGACAAGAAGUAUAGCACCUACACCCACAGCAGUGCAAAGGACAAGUCUAGCAGCUCAUUUGAGGCCCCUGGUUCGGCUAUCGGCUCUCAGGGCGUGCGCCCGGGCCACUGCCGCUCCUGCCUGACCAAGCUGAGCGGCUACUCAGGUCUAUAUACGGUGCGUGCCCCGCAGGCGCGCUGUGAUGCCUGCGCCCACCUAGGCAACCUGUACGACAUCAGCGAGGACCACCUGAAUUACUCAAAUGCUGCCGAUAUGUUCGCACACUUCCUGCCCCAGAGCCAGUUGGGUAUGGUUGGCGAGGGUGAUGACCUCGUCAGCCACUUCGAGCCAGCACCCUGCUCGCCGUCUGCACUGACUGCUGCCUCCUCACCAGUGGCGCAGCAUUUGCAGCUCAGUCGCCAGCACUCUUACGAAAACGUGCUUCCGGAUGGUGUCACCCAACUGCGGGGCCUGAGCCUACCCGAUCGGGACCGGGAGAUGACCUUGGACGAGGGCGCCUAUGCCAACGUGCUCACCAUGCGCUCUGACCGACCCUUCAGCGGGCGUAGUCCGCCCUCACCCUCGCCCUCUCACCACCACAGCUUGGACGCCCCCCUACCCAUGCCCCGCCGCUCCAAGAGCCUCUUCCCUGACCGUCCCUCACACAACCCCUUCCUCCAGUCAGCACCCGGUACAGCGCAGCGGGAAUCCACCGUUCACGCCCAUACUGUCGCCCAGACCGCAACCCGACCACUCUACAAGCAGCGCCUGCCUCUCUCGCUUACCCUGGGCAAACAUGGAGGCCAACAUGCUAACCACCACGUGGACCCACAGGUGUUCUAUCCCCAACUGGAGCCCCCCGUGGUGGCCUAUAUGGUUCCGCCCGCCGCCGCCGCCCAGCCCAUGAGCUAUGUUACGGCGCCACGAGCUUCCAGCGCCGGCGGUAACCGGCCUCGCUUGUACCGACGCAUGCCCAGUAUCGAGUCUGACGUGUAAGACUCUCCAUAUCCUUUUACACACACAUACAAUUCUGGAACGCUGGACCCCGCCCCUCUCACCAGCCUUUCCGGGACUAAGGGGAAUCAACCAACCCCCUUGUCCCUCUUUUUUGUGUCUUGUACAAGCACACAUAUAGCCGUAAUGCAGGAAAAACGGACAACUUCCACAGUUGGGGGCGGCUGUGUGCUCCGGGGUCUCGGCACCCCAACAUAUAUACACAUACUCACCUACAUACAUACACUGUGUACACACACAAGGAAAGACUGUUUGAUAAUGUUGAUGUCAGCCAAUCGAACAUUCCAAACAAUAUCAGUAAAUAUUGGCGGGGGUAAAAAAUGCUCCAAGUAUGAAAUCCAAGAUUGACUUACACACGCACACCUACAUGCACACCUACACACACAUAUAUAGCAUUUAGCAUCCUAGCUUCCUUCCUCAUUAGCUCCUAGCCUUCAGGUCACACACUUGCAUGCUUCCUUAACUGCCCUGUACAACUCACACACACAUAUGCAGGGUUAUAUAUGCGCAUAGGCAUACAUACACCUGUGCACAAAAUGUGCAUUGUGUGUGCGUGCGCGCGCAUGUGUGUGUGUGUUGAUACAGUGAGCUAGUCUAGCCUUUGUGCACUUUGUACAUUUUAUAACCUGCCACCAAACACAAACCAAAAACAAACACUUUUUGAUACUCACACAAGUCGCUGCAUUUGAUGUUUUCUCUUUUUUCCUUUUUCUUUUGGCUGUGGCGGCGAGUGUUAGCUAACAAGUGCAGAAUCAUAUUCCGUUUUAGUGGCUUCAUUCUUUCACGUGCAUACGAGUGUGCAUAGACCUGUUAGAGUUAUAGAUUAGCAGUGGAUUAAAAAGUCACUGUUUUUACCAAAUCUGUUUUCACUAGAGUCUCAGUGGGAGGCCCCAGAAGUAAUGCACACAUACAGUACAUCACAUGGAUUCUGAAAUGACGACAAAAAAAAAAAACACUGUGUCAGAGACCAGUAUCACGUGGAUGGGUGACACAACCCUUGUCCCGAUUGAUGGGGGUCUAGGUAGAGACCUAAAUAUCAACCAAAAGCCUAAAAAAAAUUAUAUUUCAAAAAAUGUUUUACCGUGUCAUCUGCCUUAAAAUGCAUCCUUUAGAAGUUGUAUUUGAUUAAAGUAAUCUUUGACAUGGUGUUAUGACUUCAUCUGAGUUACACUUUUAAGGGACACUUUCAAAUGUUAUGUUACCUUUUGUUUUGAUGUCAUCUGUCUUCAAAUUCUGCUGCUGAAGGGUGCAGUUUAAGUGGACUUUGAAUAGGCUUUUUCUAGUGUUAUACACUGCACGUCAACUGCCUUUCAAUGCAUCCUUCAGAGGCUAUAUUUGGAUUUGCAUGGUGUUAUUAUGCCAUCUGUCUUCAAAUGUUGUAUCUGAGUGGUGCAUAUGUUGGAACUGGGAACCUAUCAUACUACAUACUACGAAUGGUGUGGUUAUAUCAGCGUUCAAAUACAACCUCUGAGGGAUGUAGUAGAUCUUGGAGCCCAUGAUUUGGGUGGUGUAUGACACAAUCUACCUUCAAAUUCAUCCUUUAAGUGUUGCAUUUGAACUAUAAAAGCUUUCCUGUUGGAAUUAUUGUCUCAUUUGCUUUCAAAUGUGUUCUCCUAAAGAUGGAUGUGAAGAUUUUAUUUGCAGAUAGGCAAGAACCAACCGAUGCCACCUCCAAAUGAUAAACAUAAAUUGGGACAGCCAUCUUGUGAUGUUAUGACUGACAAAUGCUGCCUCUCAAAGACGUGUUGAAGGAGCUUUUAAUUUAGGAUAGUCUUGUUGCAGUGAUAUGAUGUCAUCAUCCCAAUAGGAGAACCAUACCAUGGUGUCACAGUAUUAUUUGUGGCAUCUUAAUGAUAAAUUUGAAGAUUUGAAACAACACAUUUGCGAAAUGUAAUCACGUCGUCCUACUUCAAAUGCCACUUUGAGAGGCUCCACUUGAAUACAGACAAUGGUUUCAUUCGCCAUCUAAGAUGUAUUUAAAGAAACAUUUCAUUUGAGAUGGCUUUUGUGUUGUGUUACAUGUCAUAGACCCUCAACUACAGCAUUCUUCCAAACAAUGUUCAAAGAAGCGUUACGUAUCGUAGACCUUCAAAGACAACCUCUGAGGGGCACAUUUAAGGUAGCCGUUGAUUUAGGCAACUUUUUAUGUGACAAUAUGACAACAUCUUUCAAAUAGAGAACAUUUAGAUUAAGGGUCAAACAAGGCAUACUAAUGUUAUCAACCUUCAAAUACAGACCGCUUCCAAUCAGAACAACUUUAUCCUGAUGUCAUCUGCCUUCAUAUGCAUCCUACAAGGGAUGCUGACCUUAAAUAGGGACAUAGCUUCAAGACAAUAUUAGCUAACAAUGUGCUCAUUAGAUUUAAAUGAUGACUUUUUGAGAGCGUGAAGCAGUAUUUUGAUGUUUAAAAUGAAUCUAACCAUCCCCCUCCGAAACUCUGACACACACACACACUCGGGCAUCGUUGUGUACAAUUUCAUGUGGUGGCUACACACAUCCAAAAUGGCCUAGUGUGAGUAAUAUGCACAAUAUCAGGUUGCAAUAUUAUUACAUUUAUGUACAGGCAUUUUUUGUUGUUUGGGUUUGGUUUGGUUUGGUUUGAUUUGUUUGGAUUUGAAUGGUGCCAAUGCUUCAUUUCAAUGACAACUUUCUAUUCUUAUAAUGAUAAACUGGCAUGUUUUAGAUUCUCAUGUGAGAAUUUUUUUUUCAUUUGAUUUAUUUGGAUUCCUGCUGUGAUGUCAGUGGUAGUUCGGCACAUGGGAAUCAAUGAGUGCGCGGUUCCGAGUCCGCCCACCGGGUACUCUUUCACUACGAGUCUGUGCUGUUUCACCUCCUGUGUGUGUGCGUGCGUGUUUUACACCAAGCAGGCAUUUAUGUAAGACAAUGGAUGAAGUUUGUGUGUGUCUAUGUACUUUUCUGUUCUGUUUCCCUUCAUCCCACUCGUAACAUUUGACCCACUCAUGUAACACAACACACACACCACUUUGUGUGUGUGUGUCUGUGUUGUACCAUCACUAGAGAUUUAUACACUUUUUUCCAACUUGCAUGACUGUGCUGGUGUUUCUGUUGGUUUUUAUUUUCUUUAUUUUUUUUCCUUAUUUUUAGAACAGGAUGAAAACACACUGACACACCCACACGCAAACACGCGGACUGGUGUUGUGUGUGCGUGUGAUCGUAAAUGGUAUGUGUGUACUCUUGUUCUCACUUGUGUAUAAGUUCAGGGGUUUCUAAGAUUUUGGUUGUGUUGUACAUAAGACUUGUCACUCUGUACCUCUGUACAAUGUGUAAAUAAGUAAAGGUUACAUUUUUCUAAAUGCUUGUUUCUUUAU